Molecule: messenger RNA, 684 nt
Organism: Lottia gigantea (owl limpet)
Lineage: Eukaryota; Metazoa; Mollusca; Gastropoda; Lottiidae
Exons: 1
Coding region: 115-264 (49 amino acids)
Source: RefSeq, a predicted model, not a curated record
AUAUUUAAAUACUAUUUAAAUGAUACUUAAAUACUGUGUAAAUGAUAUUUAAAUACUAUUUAAAUGAUAUUUGAAAUAACAUAUCUGUUUAUAUGAUAUUUAGAAACUGUUUAAAUGAUAAUGUUGAGAUACUAUUUAAAUACUGUUAAUAUAAAAAAUCAUUUGUUAUUUAUCAAUCAUUCAGUAAAGAUAUUUCUCAUAUCAUUUUUCAUUUUGUAUUGUUUUAUUCUGAGAAUUUCACUUCCAUCUGACUGUACAAGAUGAAUUUUGAAUAGUUUUCAGUAUGAUAUAUCUUAUUAUGUUUUCUCUCUCUUUAUAACACUGGAUACCACUAAUUGCUUAAAUAUAAACUAGAACUCUUUAGGUAAAAGUAAAUUGUUUUUUUGGAUGCUUCCAGUAUUUUAAAAAAUGUCUUAAAAGCCUCCUAUCUUUAUUAUUGGUAAUAAUGACAGGCCUUAAAAUCUUAUUUUUUAUACACACCUAAGGAAUAGAUCUUUGCAUAAUUUUAUAGUUUCUAAAUUGAAUUUCCAAUAGGUUAAUAAAUAGUUCAGGAAUCAGAUGGUGUUUCCAUUAUAAGUUUAAAUUGAGUCAUUUGUUGUAUAGUUCAUUUUGUUGUUUAUUUCAUUUUAUUUUUCUAUUUCAUCAUUCUUUUUGUAUAUAUUUUUGAUUACCAUUUAAUAGAAA